AUGCGCAUCGGAAGCAUUGCCCUCGCUCUGUCCGCCGUCUCUGCCGCGGCAGCGUAUGACCACCCCAGCAAGGUCCGCCGUGGUGAGAAGCCCGACGGCAAAGUCGCACCUGGCACCACGGACCAGUGCACGUACUACUUUACCACCUCAUCCCAAGAUGACACCUGCAGCUUCAUUGAGGGCUACUGGGGCAUCAGUCACGCCAACUUUGUGGCCUGGAAUCCCGCCGUCAAGGAUGACUGCUCCGGCAUCGAGGUUGGCUAUUCCUACUGCGUCGACGUCAACAACGGCGGCACCAUCACGUCGCCGCCCACGUCGACGCUUCCGCCCGCGCCGUCGCCCACGCUCGACGGCAUCGACAAGGACUGCGACAAGUACCACCUCAUCGUCAAGGGCGACACCUGCGACAGCGUGACCGCAAAGUACGGCAUCAGCAUGGAUCAGUUCACCGCGUGGAACAAGGCCGUGGACAAGGACUGCGCCGGCUUCUGGGCCGCGUACUACUGCUGCGUGCACGUCGCCGGCGCCGGCACCACGUCGCCCGGCGCGACACCCACCAGCGAUCCAGUGCCCACGCCGCACCAAACCGGCAUCACCAAGGACUGCGACAAGUUCUACAAGGUGGUCAAGGGCGACUCGUGCGACAGCGUGACGGGCAAGUUUGGCAUCUCCAAGGACCAGCUCAUCAAGUGGAAUUCGGCCAUUGACAAGGACUGCAACGGCUUCUGGGCAGAGUACUACAUUUGCGUGCACGCGGCCGGCGCCAGCACCACCUCCCCGGGCACGACGCCCACCAAAGACCCGGUGCCCACCCCGCACCAGACGGGCAUCACCAAGGACUGCAACAAGUACUACCAGGUCGCCAAGGGCGAUACGUGCGACAGCGUCACGGAGAAGUUCGGCAUAAGCAAGGCUCUCCUGGUCAAGUGGAACACGGCCAUUGACAAGGACUGCAACGGCUUCUGGGCCGGCUACUACAUCUGCGUUAAGACCAAGGGCUUCACGCCGACCUCGACGCCCAGCAAGCCGACAUCGACCGGCCCGACGGCGCCGGGUCCCACGCAGACGGGCAUCACCAAGGACUGCCGCGACUGGUACAUUGCCAAGUCGGGCGACUACUGCGACAAGAUUGUCCAGGGCUACUCCAACUUUGACAAGAACACCUUCAUCAAGUGGAACCCCGCUGUCGGCAAGGACUGCUCCGGCAUAUGGGUCAAGUACGCCUACUGCGUCGGCACCAAGAGCAAGCCUGCCAAGCCCGUCAAGCCCCCGACAGAGUGCAAGACGCCGCACCCCACGCCCACGCAGCCGGGCGCCAUCUGCAAAUGCAAAAAAUGGCAUCUCAUGAAAGACGGCGACAACUGCUGGUCGCUCGCCCAAAAGUACGGGGUCAAGGAGAGUAGCAUCAAGAAGUGGAAUGUCGGCACCGACUGUAAGCUCUGGGCCAAGUAUAACGUCUGUGUCGGUGCAUAG
This is a messenger RNA of Akanthomyces muscarius, 1473 nucleotides long. RefSeq lists its product as uncharacterized. The record is from RefSeq and is a predicted model, not a curated record. The transcript has 3 exons. The coding region runs from base 1 to 1473 and encodes 490 amino acids. Lineage: Eukaryota; Fungi; Ascomycota; Sordariomycetes; Hypocreales; Cordycipitaceae.